CAGUUUUAAUGCAACAACCUGAGAAUACAGUAGGAUUCUUUGUAUCUAAUGCAAGAUUUUCAACUAGAUCUAAGAAUCUUGCAAAUAAUUCAAAAGUAAAAAUAGUAUUAUGUGACGAUAAUAAUUUAAUAGAUAAGAUUAAAGAAGCGCAGAGAUUACAUUCAGAUUCUGAUUCUAAUACUGUUUGUAUUGAAAAUAUAACAACUGAUGAAAACACACAAACAGAAAUAUUUGGUAUAAAAUUUAAAGGAAGUAUUAGGAUAGGAAAACUCAUCAGAAAUAAAAUGUUUAAAAUAAAAACUACAGAGUAUCUUGAUGAACUUGAAUCAUCUUUGAAAAAGUUGCGUGAUAUCGUAUCUGAUAAAAAAGAAUAUGUGUUUGUUAAAAGAAAUAUGUCUGAAGCAGAAAGAAUUAUAAUUGAUCAAGAUAUUGAUGAAACCCUUCAGAUAGUUAGAUAUGAAUUUCAACCAGAAUUCGAAAAGAGAAUUGAACAAGAAUCUUUCAAACGUUUGAAGAGAAAAUAUCCAGAAAAUUUUUACAAGACAGUUAAAAGACAAAAAGUUGAACCAAAAGUUAUCAUUUUAACAGGUGGAAUUGGAGUUGGAAAGACUAUAUUUGGAGAAAAAUUUGCAAAAUAUUUAGAAGAUAAAGAGUUAAAAGUAUACCGACCAGUUGAAACAUCAUUGAAAAUAAAACAUGAAUUAGAUUUAUUCUAUAAAGAUGUUGAAAAACGUGCUUUGUUUUUUCAAUAUGUGAUUUUAGAAACUUACAAGAAAGAAGUAGAAAAGAUAAAUCGAUUAACUGGUUAUGAUUAUGUGAUCUUUGAUCGUACACAUAUUGAUACUGAAGUAUUUACUCAUCAUAAUAUUAAAGAACAAGAU
Scutellospora calospora is the source of this 881-nucleotide messenger RNA. The record is from the annotation of a GenBank genome assembly. NCBI's taxonomy places the organism in Eukaryota, Fungi, Glomeromycota, Glomeromycetes, Diversisporales, Gigasporaceae.